Molecule: messenger RNA, 2565 nt
Organism: Neoarius graeffei (lesser salmon catfish)
Lineage: Eukaryota; Metazoa; Chordata; Actinopteri; Siluriformes; Ariidae
Gene: meiob
Product: meiosis specific with OB-fold
Exons: 13
Coding region: 998-2410 (470 amino acids)
Biological process (GO): resolution of meiotic recombination intermediates
Molecular function (GO): single-stranded DNA 3'-5' DNA exonuclease activity; single-stranded DNA binding
Source: RefSeq, a predicted model, not a curated record
CUGAGAUCAUACGGUGCCGUCAGUGACGCGCGCGCUCGACACCGUUUCCCUCAGAGUUGCAGUUAGCAGUGGGCUAACGGGAACAGGGCUGCCUGAGCUGCAGUUAGCAGUGGGCUAACGGGAACAGGGCUGCCUGAGCUGCAGUUAGCAGUGGGCUAACGGGAACAGGGCUGCCUGAGCUGCAGUUAGCAGUGGGCUAACGGGAACAGGGCUGCCUGAGCUGCAGUUAGCAGUGGGCUAACGGGAACAGGGCUGCCUGAGCUGCAGUUAGCAGUGGGCUAACGGGAACAGGGCUGCCUGAGCUGCAGUUAGCAGUGGGCUAACGGGAACAGGGCUGCCUGAGCUGCAGUUAGCAGUGGGCUAACGGGAACAGGGCUGCCUGAGCUGCAGUUAGCAGUGGGCUAACGGGAACAGGGCUGCCUGAGCUGCAGUUAGCAGUGGGCUAGCGGGGACAGGGCUGCCUGAGCUGCAGUUAGCAGUGGGCUAGCGGGGACAGGGCUGUCAGAGCUGCAGUUAGCAGUGGGCUAGCGGGGACAGGGCUGCCUGAGCUGCAGUUAGCAGUGGGCUAGCGGGGACAGGGCUGCCUGAGCUGCAGUUAGCAGUGGGCUAGCGGGGACAGGGCUGCCUGAGCUGCAGUUAGCAGUGGGCUAGCGGGGACAGGGCUGCCUGAGCUGCAGUUAGCAGGGACAGGGCUGUCAGAGCUGCAGUUAGCAGGGACAGGGCUGCCUGAGCUGCAGUUAGCAGUGGGCUAGCAGGGACAGGGCUGUCAGAGCUGCAGUUAGCAGGGACAGGGCUGUCUCAGGGAUUCCUGGUAAAAACAAUGUGAUUAAUAAUCUACCUUACAUGUAAAGUGUGCUAAUUUUCUCAUUUUAACACCAGGAACUUAGAGCUUAAGAAAAUAUUUUACACUUUUAACGUCUUCAUUUCAGGAAAAGCUGUUAUUAUUAUUAUUAUUAUUAUUAUUAUUAUUAUUAUUAUUUUAGCUUUAGGUCGAAAGAUGGAGUAUUCUUCUACACACAGCAGUGUUUCAAUAUCUGACCUGAGCCCGAAUAUCACACGUCCGAAUGUGGUCGGGAUUAUCAUCGGAAAGACUGAUGCAAGAGGAUUCCCUGACAGGAAAAAUGUUGGUUCAGAGCGAUUCACUUUCAGCUUCACAAUUAAAGACUCACCAGACCACUUCAUUAAUGUAUCUUCAUGGGGCACUGAAGAAUACAUUCAAGGGCUUUCCAGCCAUAUCAAAAUAGGAGACUGUGCUUCUUUUUCAGUUGUCAUUGAAAAUCCUCUUGUUGCUACUAAAGAUCCAGAGAAAGAAGACCGAUUCUGUCCUUCAACUCCAAGCCUUUAUAGAUUGUUGGUGACAGAAGCUCACUCAGCCAUAAGAAUGUGUACAGAUUUAGACACAGAGAGCCAACUUCUUUCUCUGUUCCACAUACCAGUGAAGGACUCGGGGGAUUUCUACUCAUUGGGAGACAUUACUGCAAAUGGACAAAGCCUAGAUGGGAAUUUCAUUAAUAUUCUAGCUGCUGUGCGAUCGAUUGGAGAGCCAAAGUACUUCACUACUUCAAAUGGGCGAAAAGGGCAGAAGCUGGAGAUUAAACUGUUUGAUGAAACUUUGACAUCCUUCCCUUUCAUAUGCUGGGAUCGAGAAACAAUUCAGUUUGCGCAGACCCUGCCACCACGUGAGACAGUGCUCUUUAUAGUGGAUGCUCGCAUCAGCUUUGAUACUUUUCGUAACUGUAUGGUGGCAACAGCUACUUCAAAAACAAUCAUUACUAUGAACCCUGAUACAUUAGAAGCCAACCAGCUCUUCAGUUAUGCCAAAGAAUUGUCAGAAAGUGAACAGCUGGAUGAGCCAGAUAUAGAAGUGAAUGUUAAUGUUCCCUUGGAUUCCAUUAGUGAUGUACUGACAGUCAGUCAAGUUAAAGCCAGAGCCCAAAAAAGGUCUGAUGCCUUUUACGGUGUGAUCUAUGGGUUCAUCACAACUUUAGGAUUGGAUUCCUGCAUUACUAAAGUCAUUCGCAGCAGGUGUGACAGAUGCAAAUUUCGUGUCUGUGAGGAGAUUGAGGUCUGCACUAACACAGCUUGUCCAAAACAAGGAGAAGCAGGUGAAGUCACUGCAGCCUUUGAUCUGCUGGUGGAUAUCAGUGAUCAUACAGGAACUCUGCAGGGCUGCAACCUGUCAGGCACAGUCGCUGAGAAAACACUGGGCUGUACUUCCAAGGAAUUUGUGUGUCUCCCAGAGUCAAACCGGACAACCAUGAAGUGGAGGUUUCUGUUGGAAAGAUGCAAAAUUUAUGUAAAGGUGUUAACAUCAGCAAAAAGCAGAACUGGCAUGAGGACAAGCAUCCUGUCUUGUACCCUUGCCGAUCCAGUGGAAGUGAAGCACAGCAUGUCUGCCUUGACCAGCUGAAUACUAGUGGGCUCACCAGUUAUUAUACACACAUGAGAUCAAACAGUGUUAGAUAAAUAAGUCAAGCAAGGUUAAUAUUCGAUCUGAAACAAAUGUUCUUGACUUGGAAAAUUGCUUGGUUUGGUUAUUUGUGUUUGUGUAUUAAAUGUUCUGAA